UAAGUGUUUUCAAAAUUGGCGCUUGUAUUUUCCGAGAAGUUCGGUGGGUAAAACAGUUUCCGCAAAGUUUGUGAUGUAAACUGUGGAUGUAAAUACGUUUGAAUCUGAAAAAUUCAAAUUAUUUACCAUUCCGGGACAAGUUUUGAGGUUGUGCCCCUUAGAAUGCCUUCGUCGGUGCGCCCGAAGGGCUCCGGUGGCGGUUCGCGGGCCCCACCGGUCACCCCAAUGUCCGAGCGCCAGCAAAUGGCCCUUUUAAUGCAAAUGACAUCGUCAGCGAACGACGUCGGUUCCCGCAGCCCCAGCAGCUCGAACUCGUCUCGUUCCCGCGACCGGAACGAAAGAGGUGAAACACCGUUGCAUUUAGCUGCAAUUAAAGGCGAUGUUGAACAAGUUUGUAAAUUAUUGGCACACCGGGCUGAUCCUAACGCUCCUGAUUUCGCUGGUUGGACGCCCCUGCACGAGGCCUGCAACCACGGCUGGUACGAGGUGGCCUAUCGUUUGGUGCAAGCGGGGGCCAAUGUGAACGCCAAGGGGCACGAAAACGACACGCCCCUGCACGACGCCGCGAUGAACGGGCACAUCAAGCUGGUCAAGCUUUUGGUGGAGCGGGGGGCGGACAUUCAUGCGAAAAAUUCAAAGGGUAAGACGCCGCUGGACGUCGCGACGCCCGCCGUCACGCCCUAUUUGCACAACCCGAGUUUACCCCUCCCAGAAUCGACUGCAUCGACUCGAGUACAACCGCGUGUAAGGGAUGACAAAAAAGUCACUUCUGAGACGACCAAAACCAAACAAGACGAAACAAUGGACACAACCAAAACAACGGAAGAUGUGUACGAAUUUAAAUCCGUAAAAGAAUCCGAACAAACUCAGGAGCAAAAAACCGACGCUCAGGAGAGUACGAGCGAACAGAGUGAACCUACAAGUACUCCAGCAACGCAAACGGAAGAAAACUCGAAGAGAAAUUUCUCAGAAAUCGCCGAUUCGAACGACGAAGUGAACGACGACGAAAGCAGGAGGAAAAAACGCAAAGAAGAGGGGAAUAAAGACGGGAAAACGCCCACGCAGAGAAAUACGAAUCAGGCUAAAGGCCAAAGUGGGAAACAGGGCGUUGCGGCCCAAGGGAAGCAAACACAAGCCGCAGCAGCUGGAAAAACCGGCGAAAAGAAAAGUCCUUGUUCAAGCCCCAAGCCCGCAAGUACUAGUGACGCAGAAGUAGAAGAUGGUAAAUCGGAUUUAAAAGUCCCACCGUUAAAAAUAGUAAUCCCUCAAAGCGGAAGCAGCGAACAGGAGACCGGCACAAGCCGUAACGGUAAAAACAGCUCCCAGCGCGCCCAUCCGUUGCCGUACGUCGUCGCAAGUUCGAACAGCAGCGACUCGACCGACAAAGAAAUGCCGCCUGGAAACGCCAGUCCGGAGUCCUCCGGUUCAAAAGAAGAGAAAAAGGACUCAAAUCCGGGCCAGUCCGACGAACAGAGGGGCUCCAGCCACCAGCGAGUGUUGCGGAGCUCGCACAGGUCGGGCCCGACGCAGGGCGCCACCGACAGAGGCAGCAAUAAUUCGUCGCCGCAGCUGCAGAGGUCGCAUUCACCGUCGCCGUCGGCCUCGCCGGCGACGCCGUCCACGCAGAGUGAGGUGACGACGGCGUCGGGGACGGCCAGCACGCAGUCGAAGGCGGCCGAUGCACAAGCGACGACCAGCAACGAGACGGAGACGACGGCUGCGACCACGACGUCGACGAGCACGACGACGACGGCGCCGGUUGAGUUGCAUCCAAGGAAGAGGAAGAUGAAGCCGAGUAAGGACGUGCCAGUGGCGGCGCCCGAGACGCAGGAGACGCCCGCCGAGGCGCAGAUACAUCCGCAUGAUCAGCCCAUAACUAACUGUUAUCAGCUGUUUUUGAAUAUCAGGAAACAGAUUGACAAGAGAAGAAGAGGUCUGUUCCCCGUUCAGCCCAAACCACCGCAAGGUUUCAAAGACUAUUUAAUGAAUCGUUGUACGUAUGUCUUAGCUAGUACCGCCCCCACAACCCCCAAUAUUUCUUACCCUCCCACUCUCCCGCCCCAGAUGAAAGAUUUGUUUACCGAACAAGAAAAGGAGAGAUACAGACUGAGGAUGCAGCACGUAAUCGAAAAAGAAAAAUUAGUCUUAUCGGUCGAGCAAGAAAUUUUACGAGUGCACGGCCGAGCGGCUCGUGCGCUCGCUAAUCAGUCGCUUCCUUUUUCCGUUUGUACGAUUUUACGAGACGAGGAGGUUUACAAUUUGAUAACUCCGGAACAGGAGGAAAAGGAUCGAAACGCCCGCUCGAGAUACAACGGGAGGUUGUUUUUGAGCUGGUUGCAAGACGUUGACGACAAGUGGGAGAAAAUCAAAGAACACAUGUUGUUGCGGCACCACAACGAGGCGGAAUCGUUGCACGCCGUUCAAAAAAUGGACUGGGAGUGGAAAAUGAAAGAACUGAGUUUGUGUGAUAAGAAGUCAACUCCGUCAAUUGACGAACACCAUGUGCCUAUGGUGCACGUCAGUGACGACUUCGAUCUCCUACCUGCGUAAAAUGUGAUUGAACCUAGUUUUAAGGACUAAACGUGAACGCGAUGAAUAGUAGAGUAAAAAAUUUAAUAAAAAAUAUUCUUAGCAUAUACAAAUAUACAAAAAUAAAUAGUUAACAAUC
Molecule: messenger RNA, 2668 nt
Organism: Tribolium castaneum (red flour beetle)
Lineage: Eukaryota; Metazoa; Arthropoda; Insecta; Coleoptera; Tenebrionidae
Exons: 8
Coding region: 163-2550 (795 amino acids)
Cellular component (GO): nucleoplasm
Molecular function (GO): protein binding
Source: RefSeq, a predicted model, not a curated record